AUGGAGGGUAUGGAGAGCAAAUGGAUGAAUGGGCAUCUCGAUGACAUACUGCAUCUGCUUGAGGUGUGCAAUAUUUUGAGAGACAGCAUUGCGGAAAUUAGGAAGCAGCACACGUGUGUGCAAGUAGCCAUUCGUGGCCUUGGCCCUGCUUUCACUCCCUCUGCCCAUGCCCUAGAAAGGGCACGCAUCGUCCUCGGCACUUGGCUGAGGAAGAAGAAUGACACGCACACCCAGCUGGAGAAAUGCAUGUCCAUUUUAAGGCGAAUGGCAGAGAAGAUCAACGUUGAGGAUAAAGCAGGAGUAGCAGAAGAUGCCAUCAAUAUCAACCAUGCCAAGGCCAUCACCAUCAUGGUCUGCUCUACCCUUGUCACUGCUCUUUCCUUCAAGACAUCCCACAUGAGGAUGCCAACUCUUCCUCUUCCUACCCAUCUCACUUCUCUGCAACACAAGCUCAAGUUGGCAUUUGAGAUGAGAAAGAGGUCAUUAUCAUCAUCAUCAUCAAGGUCCCUGCACGAGUUAGAGGCAGCAGAUAUUGCACUGGGAGAUCUCAACAAUCUUCUUAACUCCAAGUCCAAAUUGCAGUUCCCGCUUCGUCUCGCUCCUUCCACCUUGGCAAUCCAUGAGCUGGAGACUGCUCUUCCCCUCGUUGAACAUAAAAUCGACCGGCUAUUCAAGUUUCUCUUCUCUGCAAGAGUUGAACUUUUGAACACUCUUUCUUCUCAGUGA
Cryptomeria japonica (Japanese cedar) is the source of this 726-nucleotide messenger RNA. RefSeq names its product protein BPS1, chloroplastic-like. The coding region runs from base 1 to 726 and encodes 241 amino acids. Gene Ontology annotation, biological process: root development; shoot system development. NCBI's taxonomy places the organism in Eukaryota, Viridiplantae, Streptophyta, Pinopsida, Cupressales, Cupressaceae. The transcript has a single exon. The record is from RefSeq and is a predicted model, not a curated record.